This is a messenger RNA of Ambispora gerdemannii, 189 nucleotides long. Lineage: Eukaryota; Fungi; Glomeromycota; Glomeromycetes; Archaeosporales; Ambisporaceae. The record is from the annotation of a GenBank genome assembly.
AUGUUGGUUUCGGUUGGAGAAGAAGCUGAUAAAAAACAAGGAAGAAGUACAAAAGAUAAGUCCAAAGAAGGGGAAAAAGAAAAUCAAAAUGGACCACAAAAUUUUUCCACCGGGAGUGCGGUUACUUUGGAAUACCUCAAGAAUGGCAACAAUAUCCAGAAUGAGCUAAUGAAUACAGCAACAACAUAA